AUGUCCACCACCAACUCCAUCAAGCAAGCUGCCGAAGCAGCGCGAAAUAGAACAUCAGAAGCAAUCGAAACUACCAAACGACUUGCCGACUCUGCCAAAGCAGAUCCCAUAGCUGUCAAAAACGAUAUCCUCCACACACCGUUCAUGCGUGCCGCUCUCCCUUUCAUCAACGGAGGUCUCGCAGGCAUGACAGCUACCACCGUCAUCCAACCCAUCGACAUGAUCAAAGUGCGUCUCCAACUCGCCGGCGAAGGAAUCCGCACCGGUCCCAAACCCACCCCUCUAUCCGUUACCCGCGAGAUUCUCGCCUCCGGCAAAGCACUCGACCUCUACACCGGUCUCAGCGCAGGCCUCCUCCGCCAAGCCGUCUACACCACGGCGCGUCUUGGCUUCUUCGAUAGUUUCAUGACGACCCUCUCCGCUCGCUCAAAAGAAAACAACACCACCAUCGGCUUCAAAGAACGCGCCGCAGCAGGUCUCACAGCUGGUGGCUUGGCGGCCAUGAUAGGCAAUCCUGCAGAUCUCGCUCUGAUCCGCAUGCAAUCCGAUGGAUUGAAACCACUAGCCGAACGCAAAAAUUAUAAAUCCGUCAUCGAUGCUCUCACAUCCAUUACCAAAUCCGAAGGCAUCACUGCUCUCUGGGCUGGGUGCGCACCCACGGUUGUGCGAGCCAUGGCUCUGAAUUUCGGACAGCUGGCAUUUUUCUCCGAAGCCAAAUCACAACUCAAGACACGCACGGAUUGGAACCCCAAAACACAAACACUGACCGCUUCAGCCGUCGCCGGUUUCUUCGCCAGUUUCUUCAGCCUGCCAUUUGAUUUUGUGAAGACGAGGCUGCAGAAACAGGGAAGGGGAAAAGAUCGGGUUUACAAGGGAAUGGGAGAUUGUUUUGUGAAGGUGGCCAAGGAAGAAGGCAUGAUGAGAUUUUACAGAGGGUUUGGUACGUAUUAUGUGAGGAUUGCUCCGCAUGCUAUGGUUACAUUGAUUGUGGCGGAUUGGUUGGGUUUUAUGACUAAGUAA
Botrytis sinoallii is the source of this 1020-nucleotide messenger RNA. RefSeq lists its product as uncharacterized. Gene Ontology annotation, biological process: transmembrane transport. The record is from RefSeq and is a predicted model, not a curated record. Lineage: Eukaryota; Fungi; Ascomycota; Leotiomycetes; Helotiales; Sclerotiniaceae. Gene Ontology annotation, molecular function: oxoglutarate:malate antiporter activity. The transcript has a single exon. The coding region runs from base 1 to 1020 and encodes 339 amino acids.